GGUAGCAUGAAUAAAAAAAAGUGAAAAGAAAGAGUUUGGGGAGAAACAAGGUGAGAAGGUGAUCGGAGCGCAGAUGAUAGAUAGUGGAAUCGAAGCACAGAAAAAUCUGUCUAUCUGGGAGGAUUCAUGGCAGAAACCGCCGUCUUGUACCAAACAUUCAUAACCACGGGACUCAUCUCCAUGGGCACAUACCAUCUCAUCUCCACCGUCAAAAACUAUCUCAAAUCCCCCUCUCAUUACUCUGCCAAACCCUACCAUCCCUUCACUUCUACUUCUUCUUACAAGAAAUACAUUCAACUCUAUCUCUCUCUCGUCUUCCUCUUCUUCUCUUUCCUCCACCAAACCCUAAUUUCAUCCCACACUGAUCUUCUCCUAAAGGGCAACACUCCCGUUCACAAAUUCAUCUCUCUCCAAUACGCCGCCGUUUCUGUUCUCUUCAUUCUCCUGUGUCUCGCUAUUUUGCUUUCCGAGACGACCCUUUUGCUUCCCUUUUCGAAUGAUCUCUUUUUCGCGCUUGCUUCCGGGGUCUUUUUCUUCCAGUACUAUGUUUCUUCGUCGGCUGCUCAGUUCCAGAUCUCUGAUUUGCAAGCGCAUUGUGAUUCGGUGUCCGCCAAAAUCUCUGCGGUUUCGUCGUUGCUGUCGUUCCUGCUUGCUUGCUUUCCGAAGCUCUUUGUGGCGGAUGUGCUGCUCUGCGGCUCCCUCAUUUUACAGGGCUUUUGGGCAAUGCAGACGGGGUUGACUCUUUAUGUGGAUGCCUUUGUGCCUCAAGGUUGUCAUAAGUUGCUUGAUGUUGUGACCGGUGUUGAGGGGUCCACGAGGUGUGAUUUGGAUGAUUCCAAGUUUAGGGCUGUGGCCAUUCUCGAUUUGAUGUUUCUAGUUCAUGUCUUUUUUGUCAUGAUUAUUGUCUUGCUUGUUUAUGCUCUUGUUGCUAAGAUGCUCGGGGUUAGGAGUAGCCGGUUCGGCUCCUAUGAAGCUUUGCCUACUGUCAUACCUGCUUCAGCUUCUAGUAUUACUGACUCUAAUCAUAUUCAGAUGAAAGCGCUGACCGGAACCCAGGCUUGAUCACUUUCACUCAUCUAUAUACAAUGUUAUGCGUUUGAGUUAGACUUUUGUGGUUUUUAUUAUGGCAGUGAUGAUUUUAGCUACUCAUUGUGAAUCCCUUGUGGGGGGUUAUGCCUAUACACAAAAGUUAACAUCUUUAUUGUACCACUUAGUGUCUUUGCGUAUUUUAUGUAGUCUCUUAGUACUGUACUUGGUGGAUAUACAUUUAAAACUUGAUUAUUAAUCUUCUUAAUUAUAA
This is a messenger RNA of Daucus carota subsp. sativus, 1300 nucleotides long. RefSeq lists its product as uncharacterized. Lineage: Eukaryota; Viridiplantae; Streptophyta; Magnoliopsida; Apiales; Apiaceae. The transcript has a single exon. The coding region runs from base 127 to 1062 and encodes 311 amino acids. The record is from RefSeq and is a predicted model, not a curated record.